Messenger RNA from Amoebophrya sp. A25, 1239 nucleotides. The record is from the annotation of a GenBank genome assembly. Lineage: Eukaryota; Dinophyceae; Syndiniales; Amoebophryaceae.
AUGCCUUCAUGCAAUAUAACCCACAAAAGAUAUCCUUUUUCGGUUUGGCCGCAGUCUGGUGUCACAGAGGACAAGUAUCCUCUUUCGGUAUUAUAUAUAGCUAAGCCGCAGUCUGUAGCACGAGAGUACUACUGGAGGAUGACAUGUAAAAAGCUCCACGACCACCCGCCUCUUUAUAGAUAAAGACGAGUAAAAAUGAAUUCUUCAUUAAGACCCCCCUUCAUUUGUAUUUGAGAUGUUGAGAUAUUCCAUUUUUAUAGAUCAUGUAUCUAUUAGUCGUUCUCGUUGUCCAUCCUUUUCUCCUUUUUUUUCCUAGGUAGCUUGCACGCAGGCGCAUGGUCCGAUAUGGCAGUCGACAAGUUGCGCAGAGAGGGCAAAUUGCAGGAUGGAGAUCCGGCUAAGGGACUCUGAGUUUGCUGGAAAAGUAUGGUGUUGUCACGUAAAAACUGCACGUCGUAGUAAAACUACACGAAAACAUAGUACGGAGGUCUUUUCAUUCUGCAUUAACUAAACCUCAAACUUCGAGAACGUAGUCCUCUAUCAAUAAAAGUAACGUAGUCAAACAGUAAAAAGUCAUAACGUAACUCACAUCAACUAAAAGUAAAAGGAAACGUAGUAACAUUCACGAUCCAGUAGACGACCUAGCUAGUAGUUAGGUUUUGUGAAAUUAAUUUUUAUGUCGGUUUUGCGAAUCUUCAGUAGUAAACCUAGUAAGUACAACUAUUCAUAGAGAAAGCAAGAACGUCAAGUCGAAGUUUACACUUGCCUAGUGAAAUUAAAAAGAUUCAUGAUCAUGAUCAUGGUUGUCUAUCAUCAUAGGUUCAUGUCAUGCCAUCCACUCACAUUAUUUCAUGAAACCAUCAUGCACCCACAAAGACCCCCCUUCAUUGAAUUUUGUCAUGUCAUAUCAUGCACAUUCUCUUUGUUCUCAUUCGAUACAUUUCAUUCUUCGACGCGAUUACGUUACCUAUUUCAUAAUACGACCAGCAUCAUGAUACCAGCACAAAAUUCCUAGAAUCUUCUAUCUUCAGACCAAAUUUAACACAAGAUAUAAAAAGGACCUGAAGCUGAACGCAGAAUGCAGAUGCACAGUCAAAUGCAGCGACAAAGAUUUUUGCUUCCGCAAAUCAUUCUAGACGACCCUUUUUUAGCGUUGCUCGUCUGCAAUACUACGCCAGUCUACUCCCGUUGUAGUACCUUUUCAUCAACCGAUUUCAAUGAUUGAUGCUCAUGUCCAGA